Oppia nitens is the source of this 12007-nucleotide messenger RNA. RefSeq lists its product as uncharacterized. NCBI's taxonomy places the organism in Eukaryota, Metazoa, Arthropoda, Arachnida, Sarcoptiformes, Oppiidae. The record is from RefSeq and is a predicted model, not a curated record. The transcript is spliced from 58 exons. The coding region runs from base 205 to 11937 and encodes 3910 amino acids.
GUAUAUUUUAAUUAGUUUUAAUUUUAAAGUAGUGAUGUGUUGUUUUUUUAUAUAAAAAAUAAUUCUCCAUUUAUAAUAAAAAAUUUAAUAUAAUAUAGAUUUUUAACUGAAUUAGAUUUAAUAAAUCUAAAUUAAAAUCUAAUUUUUUAUAUUAGUAUAAUUAAUAUACUAAUCUGUCUCUCCCCUUAAAUCUAUUGAUAUUAUAUGAUAACUAAUAAUUAUCAUAUAAUGUCUAAAUUUAAGUCCACAUACCGUUAUCCCGGUCUGAUAAUACUAUUGGCACUGUUAGCUAUUGACUGUAUCAAUGGCUCCGGUAGUAUCAAAAACAAUAGAAAACCGGCAUUCAAUUUAGGAUCAUUGUCUGGUCUAUGGUAUAGAGUAUAUUCAUCCAGUAGUACUGGUUGUCUGAAUCUGGAAAUUGUUGAAAACAUUCAGACAAAACAAUAUGAUUUAAUUGAACGACGAAAUAUGGAAUUGAUUAGUCAAUUACAAUCGUCAAUUGAUCCAGAUGCUAACAUUAGAUUAAUAAAUAAUGAUACCAAUGGUCAACAAUUGCUAAAAAUAUUGACCACUGAUUUGGCUAAUUAUUUUUUAGUACAUCUAUUGGAUAUUCAACAAAAUAUUGCUGUUGUCAGUGUCUAUACUAGAGAUAGACCGCAACAACUGGACGAUGAGCUCAUGGAUCUGUGCAGUCGUACAAUCAAACGAUCAAAUAUUCAACUAUCGCUCCGAAAGGUCGAGUAUCUGAAAUGUCAAUCACCGCCGACAAUGGACCCGCCGGCCUGUAGUUCCGGUUCCGGUUCCGCUAAUGGCGUUGGUUUACCUAAUAUACCGACACUGGCGACACUCGUCUAUAAGAUGCCUGGUAUCUGGCACCGGGUGUACGGUUCAAACCGUGACGGCCACAUUAGUUUCACAUUUGUCUUAAUACCCGGCAAACAGCCGACUACAUUCAGAGUCAUUAUUCGACAAUCAGUCAAUGGGUAUGCGUCCAGACGUUUGAUUGUUGAGGAAGACCGACAAAGAUGGUCAAUGGUUAGCGAUGACAACGACCAACAAUUGACAACAAUUGAGUGUUUGAAUUAUGAGAUAAAUAAAUAUUUAUUAUUCAAAAUUACCAACAAUAUCAGCAAAAAAGUUCAUAUUAGCGUAUAUUCCCGAUCGCCUGAACUGAAUCCAAACAUAUUAGACAGCGCCAGAAAAACACUUGAAGGCCUAGAUCUUCACUAUCCAUUGAAACCACUUAUCAACGAUAGUAUCAUAUAUGAUCCCGAGGAUGGCCAGUCACCCGAUAAUACAACACCGACAACAACUGUAUCGUCUAUCAGCGUAUCCGAGCAGACAUUGCCAAAAAUACCGACAAUACAAGUGCUGACUACUAAGUUAACUGGUCGCUGGUAUCUGAUAUACAGUUCACAGAAAAAACAGUCACAUAUCUAUGAUAUACAAUACAUUCCCGGUUCAAAACCGCCACAAUUGCUGUUUACUAUACAACACGAUAUUGAUAAUAAAACCUAUACAGGUCAAAUGAAAUUGACUGAUAAUAAUUUGCAUACAAUGGUCUAUACUACUGCCCGUAGCGAUCGGGUUGUAUUUAAAUAUCUAAAUUACGAUCUACCACAAUCGUUUAUUGUUUUAUUCAAAAAUUUAGAUACAGAUAUAAAUGGUGUACAUGUAUUUUCUAGAUCCGAUAGACCAAAACAACUAGAUUUGUUGAAAUUUGCUGAAAAAACAUUGGAUAGUUUUGAACUAAACUAUCCAUUAGUCGAAACCGAUUUGGUGCCCAUCAAAAUCAAAUCAAUAUUGAAUAAGAUUGACAAUAAUAACAACAAUAAUAAUGAUAUUGUUUUGCCAUCAGUACCGACACAGCAGACACUGGAAACAGAGAUGACUGGUCGCUGGUAUACAAUAUACGCAUCAAUUGUUACCCCCUAUACUAUUAACGAUAUAAUAGCCACACCCGGAUCACAACCAACUCAACUAAAAUAUAUAAUAACAAACAAUUUGAAUAAAGUACCGCUAAUUUCUGUUAUAAAACCACACGAAAACAAUGGCUAUAUUUGUGAAUAUGAAACACCCGGUAAUGAAGUUGUACUGAAAUUUUUAUAUUACGAUCCGUCAAGUUUUUACAUUGUUCAGUUUGAAAAUGUCGAUGGUACAAAUGGUAUCAAUGUAUUGUCUCGAUCUAAUAACCUGAACAAAAAUUUGCUAACAAUUGCUGUAAAGAUAUUACAACGAUUGGGUUUUAACGAUAAAUAUGUAUUAAAACCGCUUAAAGACGAUGAUUGGACACCAAAUUUGGCUAAAAUUGAUAAUUUACCAAAAGUACCAACAAUUCAAAGCUUUGCAACUGAGUUUACUGGUCGCUGGUAUCGUGUGUAUGGCUCGAUAGGUGUAAGCUUUAAUAUAUAUGACAUAACACCCGUUCCCGACUCACAACCGCCUGAAUUGCAAUUCAGAAUACGUAACAAUUAUAAAAAUCGGACUAAAACGGGUCGUAUGGUAUUAACGGAUGAUACAAAUAAUUUAUUUACAUUAUCUUUCGCUCAUAAUCCUAAAAAACCAAUUUUAUAUAAAUUUUUAAAUUAUCAAUUACCAAAUUAUUUUAUUAUCUUAUUCAAAGAUACCUUAUAUGAUACAGUUGGUGUUAAUGUAUUUUCAAGAGAUAGUCGACCAAAACAAUUAAAUUUACUAAAAAUAGCCAAAAAAACAUUGGAUAAUCUAAAAUUAAAAUAUAGAUUACUUGAAGCCAAUUUAGUACCGUUUAAGAUAAUGACAGCAUGGACCCAAAUUAUUAAUAACAAUGAUUUGGUUUUACCACAAUCACCGACAAUACAACUAAUCAUCAAUGAGAUGACUGGUCGAUGGUUUAGACUAUACGCUACAGUAAUAACCCCUAACAAUAUACGUGACAUAGUAUACACACCCGGUUCAGAAUCGUCUGAAUUGAAAUAUGUAAAACGAAACGAUGACAAACAUGAAGUCGGAACCUAUGAUAUAAAAUUCAAAAACAAUCAAUUUAUUUUGGAUAACGAAAACAAUGAUAAUCGUAUUGUAAUGAAAUUUUUACAUUAUGAGCCGGCUAGUUUUUAUAUAGUCCAGUAUAAAGAAACAAAAAAUGGUGAAGUCACAGAGGGUAUCAGCGUUUUUUCGCGGGCCACCAAAUUGGACGACAAUUUACAUAGAAUUGUCUUAGAAGUAAUCCAUAGGUUAGGACUUAAUUACGAUAUAAAACCGGUCAAAAAUCCCGAUAUAACCGAUGAUUCAGCGAUUUUUGUUGAAAAUACCGAUUUUCCUAAAGUACCCGGAAUACACCUAUUGACAACUAGGUUAACUGGUCCAUGGUUUUUGAUGUAUACAUCACAUCCGGUAAAACCUAAUGCACUUGAAAUCAAAUACCUACCCGACACACAACCGCCCGAAUUAGAAUGGGUCAGAAGUAAAUCUGAUAAAUCAAGCAAUAAAGUUAUUAAAGGAUUAAUGACUAUUGAAGACAAUCAAUAUUUUAUGAAAGAAAGAGGAAUUAAUUAUAUCUAUAAUUAUUUGAAUUACGAUCCAAACAAAUAUUUUAUAAUACAAUUUGUAAACUUAAAGGAAGAAAAUGAAGUCGGUAUUGACGUAUAUACCCGAUCGGACGAACCCGACCCACAACUACAGAAUUAUACCAAACAGAUAAUCAGAUUUUUGGAUGUGAAUCUACCGCUUCAUAAAGUACCGCAAUAUCAUCUGAUCGGUAGACCGGCCAUCAAUCCAACUGACCAGCCUAGACCUGGAUUAACUAGGAAACCAUAUGUACCCGAUACGGAAACAUUGAUCAGUGGUUUGAUAGGUACUUGGUAUCUAUUGUAUACAACCGAGUUUUCUAGAUUACCUAAUAUUCAAAUAAAACCACGUUCACAGCCCAAUGAGCUAUUAUGGAUCCGAACAUCUGAUCUUGAUCGUGAGUUGAUUAAACGUGGCUUGAUGAAAUUUGAUAACAAUGGUUGUACAUUUGGCAAAAUUGUUAGAUGUACAUUUCUAGAUUACAGUCCAAAUAAUUAUUUUAUUAUUAAACUCGAAAAUGAUGAAACUAAAAAUGUAAUCGUAUAUGUGAUUAGCCGAUUGGAGCAACCGGACCCGAACCUACUAGAUCAUGCCCAACGAUUAUUACCAAAUUUGGGUAUUAAUUUCCAUUUUAUUAAUGGACAAACUAGACCAGAAAUAGGUCAACUUAAUAAACCUAAACCACAACUACAACCACAACCGCAACCGCAACCACAACCACAACCACAACCACUACCACUACCACUACCACUACCACAACCACUACCACUACCACUACCACAACCGCAACCACAGCCACAACCAAGUCUACCACAAAAACGACAACCUGGCCAGCCUACUGGAUUAACUUGGCUACCAUAUGUACCCGAUACGGAAACAUUGCACAAUGGUUUGAUAGGUCUUUGGCAUCUAUCGUAUACAAACGAGUUUUCUGAUUUACCUAAUAUUAAUAUAAAACCGGGUAAACAACCAACUGAGCUAAUAUGGAUCCGAACAUCUUAUCUUGAUCCUGAUUCGGAAAAAAAGGGCUUGAUGAAAUUUGAUAACAAUGGUUGCACAUAUGCCACAAAUGUUAAAUGCACAUUUCUAGAUUACAGUCCAAAUAAUUAUUUUAUUAUUAAACUCGAUAAUCAAAUAACUAAAAAUGUGAUCGUAUAUGUGAUUAGCCGAUCGGAGAAACCGGACCCGAACCUACGAGAUCAUGCCCAACGAUUAUUAAUAAAAUUUCGUAUUUAUUUACAUUUUAUUGAUGAUAAAACUACACCACAACAACAACAACCACCACAACAACUACCACAACCACAACCAGAAGAUUCACAACAAACACAACCACAACCACAACCUAGACCUGGAUUAACUUGGAAACCAUAUAUACCCGAUAAGGAAACAUUGCACAAUGGUUUGAUAGGUCAUUGGUAUCUAUUGUAUACAACCGAGUUUUCUGGUACACCUAUUAUUGAUAUAAAACCACGUCCACAUCCAAAUGAGCUAAUAUGGACCCGAACAUCUUAUCUUGAUCCUGAUUCGGUUCAACGUGGCUUGAUGAAAUUUGAUAACAAUGGUUGCACAUAUGCCACAAAUGUUAGAUGCACAUUUCUAGAUUACAGUCCAGAUAAAUAUUUUAUUAUUAAACUCGAUAAUGAUAAUACUAAAAAUGUGGUCGUAUAUGUGAUUAGCCGAUCGGAGCAACCGGACCCGAACCUACGAGAUCGUGCCCGACAAUUAAUAAUAAAAUUCGGUCUUAAUUUACAUUUUACUGAUGAUAAAACUAGACCACAACAACCACAACCAGAAGAUUCACAACAACAACCACCACAACAACCACCACAACAACCACAACCCUAUCCACAACCCUAUCCACAACCUUUACCACCACAACAACCACAACCCUAUCCACAACCCUAUCCACAACCCUAUCCACAACCCUAUCCACAACCACAACCACCACAACAACCACAACCCUAUCCACAACCCUAUCCACAACCCUAUCCACAACCCUAUCCACAACCCUAUCCACAACCCUAUCCACAACCACCACAACAACCACCUAAUGAUGACAAAACUAUACAUAGAAAACCAAAAAUAUCACUACAAAUACCGACAAUACGUCAAUUAACUCGAGAGUUGACUGGUCGCUGGUAUCGUAUUUUCAGUACAAUUGAAAACCAAAUCGAUAAUAUACUGGACAUACUAUACAAACCCGAUACACAACCGCCUAAAUUAAUUUGGGUUUUCCGAUCGGAAAAUGAUAUAAAUCAAUUGAAUGUUGGACGCAUAAAUCUAGUUAAUAACAAACAAAUUAUAAUUGAUUUUAAAAAAGAUAAUAAACAACAAUCAGUUAAAUAUUUGAGUUUCAAUCCGACUGAUUAUUUUAUUAUCCAAACAGAAGAUAAAGAUAAAAUUGUUAUUGACGUUUAUUCACGAGUAUAUAAAUCAUAUCAAAAUGGCUUAGAAGAUAUUGGUGAUCGUAUAGUGAAACGUUUGGGUUUUAAUUAUGAACUACACCCCAGCACACGACUACAACCAGAUAUGCGGGCAUUAAGUUUUGAACGAUUGCCCCUUAAAUUACCAAAAGUACCGUCAAUUAGGAAAAUAACUACCGAGUUUACAGGUGUCUGGUUUAAGGUUUUCAGUACACGAUUGGAUACCUUUGAAAUCUAUAACAUAUCACACAUACCUAACACUAAUCCACCAAAACUCAGAUUUAGAGAAAGAAGUACUACUGAUAAUCAAACUGAAAUAAAAACAUAUGAAAUAAAAUUAGUGGACAAAAAAUACAAAUUGACUUAUAAAGGCGUUACAACAUUGCUUAAUAUAUUGAAUUACGAUCCAUCAGAUUUUUUUAUUGAAUAUUAUAAUAACGAUUUGGAUAAUAAAGAUAAUGCUGAUAUCGAUGUCUAUUCCCGAUCAACCAAAAUUGAUUAUGACUUAUUGGACAUUGUCUACAGGACACUGGAUAAGCUGGAUAUCAGAGCCAAUCUGAUGCCCAUUUAUUACUAUAAUACCACUGUUGGCGGCAGUGAUCCGGGCACUAAUCCGGGCACUAAUCCGGGCACUAAUCCGGAUACUAAUCCAAGUCCACCCAAUAGUCCAUCAGAUUAUCCGCAAAUUGUGGAUAAACCAAGUAAUCCACCCAUAAGCCAGUUACCAUCAAAAGGACCAUCAAUUGAUACUUACAUCACUAAGUUAAUUGGUCGCUGGUAUGAAGUAUAUUCAUCGGUACCAUCCGAUGAUGACGUACACACCUAUGACAUCAAACACAUACCAAAUACAAAUCCACCACAAUUUAUAUUUAACGUCAGGACAUUUAAUAAUAAGCAAUAUAAAGUGAAUUAUGAAUUAAAUAUUGUUGGAAAUCGAUAUAAUUUUGUUAAUCUGAAAACUGAUUUAACAAAAACAAUUAUAUAUAUCCAUUUCGAUCCAAAUAGUUAUCAAAUAAUUAGUCGAAUCGAUAAUAAUAAUAAUAAUAAUAAUAAUGUUAAUCCACGAAUUUCUGUACUUUCACGAUACGACAGUGCAAACCAAAAAUUACUAAUUAUAGUUACUAAUAGAUUAAAACCAUUUGUUCUUAAUAUACAACUAUAUCCACGUGUAAACUAUAUACCUGGUAAUCCUGUUCAACCUGAUCGACGAAACCCUGAUGGUUCAAGUAAAAUAAUUUAUCCUGAGCAACCUAAUCGACGAAACCCUGGUGAUUCCUUUAAACCUGAUUAUCCUGAGAAACCUGAUCGACGAAACCCUGAUGGUUUAAUUAAUAUAAUUUAUCCUGAGCAACCUAAUCGACGAAACCCUAAUGGUUCAAUUAAUAUAAUUUAUCCUGAGCAACCUAAUCGACGAAACCCUGAUGGUUCAAUUAAUAUAAUUUAUCCUGAGCAACCUAAUCGACGAAACCCUGAUGGUUCAAUUAAUAUAAUUUAUCCUGAGCAACCUAAUCGACGAAACCCUGAUGGUUCAAUUAAUAUAAUUUAUCCUGAGCAACCUAAUCGACGAAACCCUGAUGGUUCAAUUAAUAUAAUUUAUCCUGAGCAACCUAAUCGACGAAACCCUGAUGGUUCAAUUAAUAUAAUUUAUCCUGAGCAACCUAAUCGACGAAACCCCGAUGGUUCAAUUAAUAUAAUCUAUCCUGAGCAACCUAAUCGACGAAACCCUGAUGGUUCAAUUAAUAUAAUUUAUCCUGAGCAACCUAAUCGACGAAACCCUGAUGGUUCAAUUAAUAUAAUUUAUCCUGAGCAACCUAAUCGACGAAACCCUGAUGGUUCAAUUAAUAUAAUUUAUCCUGAGCAACCUAAUCGACGAAACCCCGAUGGUUCAAUUAAUAUAAUCUAUCCUGAGCAACCUAAUCGACGAAACCCUGAUGGUUCAAUUAAUAUAAUUUAUCCUGAGCAACCUAAUCGACGAAACCCUGAUGGUUCAAUUAAUAUAAUUUAUCCUGAGCAACCUAAUCGACGAAACCCUGAUGGUUCAAUUAAUAUAAUUUAUCCUGAGCAACCUAAUCGACGAAACCCUGAUGGUUCAAUUAAUAUAAUUUAUCCUGAGCAACCUAAUCGACGAAACCCUGAUGGUUCAAUUAAUAUAAUUUAUCCUGAGCAACCUGAUCGUCGAAACCCUGAUGGUUCAAUUAAUAUAAUUUAUCCUGAGCAACCUAAUCGACGAAACCCUGAUGGUUCAAUUAAUAUAAUUUAUCCUGAGCAACCUGAUCGUCGAAACCCUGAUGGUACCAUUAAACCUGGUUAUCCUGAUCACUUUUACAAUCGGCCGUCAAUGCACACAUUUAUUUUUGAGUUAAUUGGUCCCUGGUAUCGACCGUUUAGUUCAUUACCUCAUGAUACUUAUUUAUAUAAUAUAAACAAGAUCAAUGAUAUACCUGACACACAACUACCACAAUUGAAAAUAGAUUCAUGGACUGCUAAUAAUCAAUAUAAUUCAAGUCGCGUUGAAUUACAAUUAGUUAAUAAUUUGUUUCAACUAAGAAACAUUGACACUGGUAAUCAAGUAACCUAUGAAUUUCUAAAUUAUGAUCCAGCAAGUUUUAUGAUUAUCAAACGAACUGAUAGAAAAACUAAUACAGUUGGUAUAAAUGUAUUUUCCCGAUACUACAGUCCAAACAAUCAAAACUUACUUGAAUUGGCCGUAAAAAUACUUGAAAUCAAUGGUAACGAUAAAUAUAAACUACGACCUAUUGUUAUGCCGACUGCUGACGAACCAUCCGUCGGCAGUAAAUUGCCAGAAGAUACCGAUGAAAUUUUGCCUAAAAUACCGUCACCGCAAACAUUGACUGAUGAGUUGACUGGUCGCUGGUAUAGGAUAUCCGACUCAACAAAACGUGAUGAAAAUAUUGUUGACAUCAAAUACAUACCCGACUCACAACCGCCACAAUGGGAAUGCAUUAUACGACAUAAGCAAAAUAAAUAUUAUAGAUUGGCCCAUAUAAUUUAUGAUAACAAUAAAUAUACAUUGGUUUACAAUAAUAAUAGAGAUAUUAAAAGUCAAUUCAAUGUUUUGAAUUACGAUUCACAAUCAUUUAUUAUUAUCAAUAUUAAAAAUACAUUGACUAAUACUUCUGAUGUUAUAGUAUUAUCCCGAUCAUACAGUCCCCAACAAAAUAAUAUACUAGACAUUGCCAAACAGACCCUGGAUGAAUUGAAAUUAUAUUUUAAACUAGAUAUAGAUAGAUUCUUGUACUCGGAUGUUAAAAAAGGCAAUAAGGAUUUAUUACCAAAUCGAUUGCCAAGAGUACCAUCAUUGGAUACAUUAAUAACCAAGUUGACGGGUCGCUGGUGGCCAUUGUAUAGUUCACAAUGGAUCGGUGGUAGCAGUAGUUUCGUAUCAUACAUACCCGGAACACUACCUCCACAAUUGAAAUACAAAACACGAUAUGAUAACAAUACAGUCACAACAGUAACGGCUGAAAUAAGAAAAGUUGGAAAUGAUUUUCAUUUGUUUAGAAAUGAUUUCGACGAACCAAUUGUUUAUGAAAUAUUCAAUUAUAAAUCAAAAGAAUAUAAUAUAGUCAACAAUAAUAAUGUUAUUAUAGUCUAUUCACGAAAUCCUAAUCCAAACACAACAAUAUUGGACAUUGCUUACCGUACACUCUAUGAGUUAGGUUAUAAUAAUGUCAACCUAUUUCCCGUCAAACACAACACUCCCGACACUGGCACUCCCGACAGAGUCACUCCCGGCUAUGGCACUCCCGACAGAGACACUCCCGGUUAUGGCACUCACGACAGAGUCACUCCCGGCUAUGGCACUCACGAAAGAGUCACUCCCGGCUAUGGCACUCCCGAAAGAGUCACUCCCGGUUAUGGCACUCCCGACAGAGACACUCCCGGUUAUGGCACUCACGACAGAGUCACUCCCGGCUAUGGCACUCACGAAAGAGUCACUCCCGGCUAUGGCACUCCCGAAAGAGUCACUCCCGAAAGAGUCACUCCCGGCUAUGGCACUCCCGAAAGAGUCACUCCCGGUUAUGGCACUCCCGACAGAGACACUCCCGGUUAUGGCACUCACGAAAGAGUCACUCCCGGCUAUGGCACUCACGAAAGAGUCACUCCCGGCUAUGGCACUCCCGAAAGAGUCACUCCCGGUUAUGGCACUCACGAAAGAGUCACUCCCGAGAGAGGCUCUCCAGACAGAGGAACUCUCGUUUACACACCUGACAACCCUAACAAUAAUAAUCCAGUAGUAGAAGUAGUACUACCAGAUGACCAGUUGCCAAGAGUACCGCCAUUGUAUACAUUUUUACAUAAGUUUACUGGACCCUGGUAUCGUUUGUUUAGAUCAAAACCAAACACAAAUGGCUAUUAUUUAUACAAUAUUAAGUACAUACCCGACACCCAACCGCCACAAUUUGAAUUUAAUAAACAAAAUUAUAACAAUUCCAAUGUAACGACACAUUUUGAAAUACAAACGAUUGGAAAUACAUAUAUAUUUUCUGACACUAAAACCAAACUACAAUUACACUAUGAAUUUUUGAAUUACAAUUUUAAUAGUUUUUAUAUUAUCAAAUAUAUACACCCAAUUACUAAAACUGUUACUGUGGACGUAUUUUCACGAUCAGACAAACCAAAUCUAACAAUACUGGAUAUCGCCAAAUGGACACUUGAGUCGUUAGGUUUAAACAAUAUUAGACUAUUGCCGGUCACUGCCGAUGCAGCCAUUGGUAGUACAAAGCCUGAAACUACUACUUCAGCCACUAUUACUACUACUACUAGUAAUAGUAAUAAUGAACAGACAAUAGUAUUGCCAAAACCAAUAUCACUGAAAACACCUCAAAUUGUUGGCUCCUGGGGUUGGAUGUUUGGUUCGGAUAGGAUUGGUUUUAAAUCAAUAGUAUCCGCCUAUGUUGAUAGCCCGCAGCCAUAUAUAACAAUUAUUGCCAAGGAAAGUGAUGAUAAAUAUAUUUCCGGUUCGUUACGUCCGAAAACUGAUGCCAACAAUGAGUUUGUAUUUAUAAACGAUGCCAGCAAUCAAAUUACUGCAACGAUUCAAAUAUUAAACUAUGAAAGCGGAAAAUUUUUUAUGUCUAAAUCUGUAUUCAUCGAUGAUCCUAAAACUUAUGUCGAUGUGUUUGGCGUAUCCAGCAAACCCAACCCAGCCAUACUAGACACUGCCGAAAAGACACUGAAAAUAUUGGGCCUUAACUUUACAUUGUUGCCCGUUGAUGAUGAAAACGUACCGGACAUGACCGAGAUUAUCAUUGAUGUGCCGCUACCACCGUCACCGUUACCGUUACCGUCACCACCAAAAUCACAACAAACAACAACAACAACACCAUUGCCGACAACACCAGCUGUAGUACAGACAACAACACCAGCUGUACAGACAACAACACCCGCUGUACAGACAACAACACCUACUGUACAGACAACCACCACUGAAUUAAGUGUCGUUUCAUUGGCUCCACCGUCAAUACAAUCCCAAAAUUUUGCCAACCAUUCAUUGAAAAUCGAUAACUUUAAAUGGCUUGAGGGCAAUUGGUAUGAAUUGUAUUCAACCGUUAAAAAUAUCAAACCGUGUGUUCAAAUUGUAUUGAACCAAACAAGCAGUCAAUCGGACCUUACAUUUACAACUUAUAACGACUGUACAAAAUCAAGCAGUGGUUCAUUGAAAAAAUUACCCGACGAUAACAGUCGAUUGGCUAUGAUUACCAAAGAGGUAGCUGCUAGCUUAUGGAUAUUGGAUACCGGAGCCGGAGAUCUAAUAACCAAAACAAAUUUCCUAGCAUUGAAGUCAUUUAAUUUUCAAGAUGAUGUUAUUGAAAAUUAUAUACUAUAUUCACGUACGCCUAAGGUGUCUGAGCCCGAUAUGAAACGUAUUGAAGAUCAGUUAGCCAGUGUGGCCAGUCAUGUGAAACUGAUACCCAGAAAACAGGAAAAAUGUUUAUGCAAUCAUUAAAUUUUGUUUGAAAAAUACAAUGAUUUAUAUAAACAACAAAUAAUUUUAACUAUAUAUAUAUAUAUAAAUA